CGGGGCGGGGCCGGGCAGUGCCGGGCAGCGCGCGCGGCGAGUGAGCGCGGCCCCGCUCCGCUGCCGCCGUCUCCGCCGCCGCCGCUGCCGCCCCCGCCCCGGCAUGAGGAAACGCAACGAGUCGGUCACGGUGGAGCAUGAGCGCGCCGCCGCCGCUGCUGCCGCCGCCGUGCCGGGCCCCCUCGACAAGGGCUGUAGCCUGAGGCGAAGCCUGCGCCUGCCUGCCUCCGCCGCCGCCGAGGGCAUGAAGCGUCCGCUGGGCAGGCGAUACGGAUUAUGGUUUCGAUUGAGGAAAUUGAUACUCUGGUUGCUGGGAGUGUACAUAGCCAUCCCAUUUCUAGUAAAACUUUGCCCCGCUAUUCAGGCAAAGCUGGUCUUCCUAAACUUUGUGAGGGUCCCAUAUUUCAUUGACUUGAAAAGACCACAGGAUCAAGGUUUAAACCACACCUGUAAUUAUUAUUUGCAGCCAGAGGAGGAUGUAACCAUUGGAGUCUGGCACACGGUCCCUGCAGCCUUGUGGAAGAAUGCCCGAGGGAAGGACCAGCUGUGGUUUGAAGAGGCUUUGGGCUCCAGCCACCCUGUAAUCCUUUACCUGCACGGCAAUGCAGGAACGAGAGGAGGGGAUCACCGGGUGGAGCUUUACAAGGUUCUCAGCUCCCUCGGGUACCACGUGGUGACGUUUGACUACCGAGGCUGGGGUGACUCGAUAGGCAGCCCUUCAGAGAGGGGAAUGACCUACGACGCCCUUCAUGUCUUCGACUGGAUAAAAGCCCGGAGCGGAGACAACCCUGUCUAUAUUUGGGGACACUCCCUGGGCACAGGAGUUGCCACAAAUCUGGUGCGGCGCCUCUGCGAGAGAGAAACGCCCCCGGAUGCCCUGAUCCUGGAAUCUCCAUUCACCAACAUACGGGAGGAGGCGCGGAGUCAUCCCUUUUCCGUGAUAUACAGAUACUUCCCUGGAUUUGACUGGUUCUUCCUUGACCCCAUCACAACGAGUGGAAUUAAAUUUGCAAACGAUGAGAAUGUGAAAUACAUUUCUUGCUCCCUGCUCAUCCUUCAUGCUGAGGAUGAUCCAGUGGUACCAUUUCAUCUGGGAAAAAAGCUUUACAACAUCGCAGCGACGUCGCGGAGUUUCCGGGACUACAAGGUGCAGUUUGUGCCCUUCCACACAGACCUCGGCUACCGGCACAAGUACAUCUACAGGAGUCCAGAGCUACCUCGGAUACUGCGGGAAUUCCUGGGAAAAUCUGAACAUGAGCAUCAUCACUGAAGACUGUCUGCUUGUCAGCACAGAGAUUUUCAUUUCCUUCCUCUCUCUUUUUCCUCCCCGUUCCCUGUGGGUCAGUCUGCCGUUCUUCCAUCCCUGGCACUAGAGAAGGUCAGGGAUUCCCAUUCCAGUCCUGAUGUGUACCCUUGGCAACUCCAGCUUCUGGCAUCAGCAUCUGUGACGGCAGAAGGAAGAAGCUGUUGGCUUGUUUUUGGACUUGGACGGAGGGGUGGUAACAGCCCAGGAGCCAGUACCAAACCGUGAAAAAUAUAAGCGCAGCAAAGCCUCGCCCGUCCCUCGCGGUACUGCUGAGGACAGAUGUUCCUAGGACACUGCGUCAUGACCAAGGAUGUUUCUUUCACUUUUAAACACUGCUGCUGUUUUUGGAUCAUGUAGAGAUACAUUUGUAGGCAAAUGGCUUUUGCCACGUCUCCUUACCGCAGGUGUCUUGCUUGAGUUUGAGGUGUUCUCUUUCUAGAAAAUACAUGUUUUGCCUUUCCUUUUGAUCAGAGGCUGUAAUUACAAAUACAUGGAGGAUCCAGGUAGUGAGAGGUAUUUUUAUUUAGCUCUUCAGUCACAAUGUGCUGCAAGUGUUGGGAUAAUUGCACACAUUUGGAAAAUAAAUGAAACUUUUUUUUUUUUUUGUUCUUCCUCUUGAAACAUGUAUUUAAUGGGAAAGGCUAGUACCCUUUUAUCUUUUCUGUACCUUUUUCCUUCUGGACAUUAUUUUUUGCUCUCAUCCCUGCUAUCCUCUGUGGACCUCCUCCCCUUCUUCACAAGUACUUCCUAUUAGGAUUGGAAUGACACAUGUGUAUCAACUGCAGACAUGGGCAUUUAAGCCAGAAACUGUGAGAUUACUUUUUUGCUUGAUCUCCUCUUCCAUGGACAGUGUGUGCCCAGGCUGCUGGAAUGGAUGUCUUCCAUUACCCCUGUACAAACCCGGACAGCCAUGUGCUGCUUUUUGGUGAGAAGGGCAAGGGGGUUUUUUUCCUCAACUACUUUUUAACUCCUUGGGUCGGGUUUUCCUGUUCCUGGUGGCAGUGCUGUUCUGGCAGUGAUAGUUUUUGCAAAAAUAAGUCUGGGGUGUCACUCCCCAUCUCUCCCCCCCUGCCUUCUGUGCACUUCCAGUAGCACAUCUUAGCCCCUCUGACAGCCAUUGUUCAGAAGGCAGAAGUGGAAAUGAGCCUUUCCCACAGGAAGAGGUUCUGAGGAUGUCCUUGCCCUGCUCAGGGCUAGAAGUGGGGCUGGUUUAUGCCACUGAAGAGCUCUGCACUGAAAGAGGAGUCAGUCACACACUGCCUCGCUGGGCUUCUGCCCCUUGUCAGUCCAUACAGGCAGUACCAGGUGCUGUAGGUUUAGUCACUAGUGCUCAAAGGGAAUUGUGCUGCCCCCAGGAUCUGGUCAGGGGUGUACAGCAUAGUAAUAAACUGCUCAGCAUGCAUCAGCGUUAUAGCUGCAGGCUCAUACUAGUUGCAAAAGAGACAGUAGCUUGUUCUUGUACCAAGAUUCUUCUGCCAUUAGCACAGUUGUCCCUGAGGUUUCUGACCCCUGAUACUCAUGAAGUAGCUGUGCCACUACAAUACAAGAGCGUCAACCUUAAUUUAUCGCACUGACAGACGGGAAAUACUUACCUGCCUCUGGAGAGUGACACACACAUUCCAGUCAGUGCUGCUGCUGGCAGCUGGCUUGGGGCAAAGUGCAGCCUGAGAUGGGGCCUGGCUGGCUGCCUUCCUCCUGCUGAGACAGAGCUGGGACUCCGGCACGAGUACUGCUGCUCUUGGUGGUCCCACCACCACCAUUCCUGUUAGCAGCCCAGUGAUAUGCUUGGAAAUUUAAACCGAAAUGUUUAUCUAAAAGUGGUGUAGUUUUAAUAAAGGCAAUGACUGCUGAUCACUU
Messenger RNA from Motacilla alba alba, 3163 nucleotides. RefSeq names its product abhydrolase domain containing 12, lysophospholipase (gene ABHD12). NCBI's taxonomy places the organism in Eukaryota, Metazoa, Chordata, Aves, Passeriformes, Motacillidae. Gene Ontology annotation, cellular component: endoplasmic reticulum membrane. Gene Ontology annotation, biological process: monoacylglycerol catabolic process; phosphatidylserine catabolic process. Gene Ontology annotation, molecular function: monoacylglycerol lipase activity; phosphatidylcholine lysophospholipase A1 activity. The record is from RefSeq and is a predicted model, not a curated record.